Messenger RNA from Lepidothrix coronata (blue-crowned manakin), 6713 nucleotides. RefSeq names its product diaphanous related formin 3 (gene DIAPH3). The coding region runs from base 1006 to 4329 and encodes 1107 amino acids. The record is from RefSeq and is a predicted model, not a curated record. Gene Ontology annotation, molecular function: actin binding; small GTPase binding; microtubule binding. The transcript has 28 exons. Gene Ontology annotation, cellular component: actin filament; cytoplasm. Gene Ontology annotation, biological process: actin cytoskeleton organization; actin filament polymerization. NCBI's taxonomy places the organism in Eukaryota, Metazoa, Chordata, Aves, Passeriformes, Pipridae.
UAUAGCAAAUUUUCUUCCAUAAAACUUUAUUACUUGAAGAGAGUAUGAAUUUUCUCAUAACUGUAACAUAAAUUUGUUCAUUUAUUGGUAUGAUGAACUUGCCAACAGACAGGUUCCUUAAUAAAGUUAAUAGGUUAGACUAGAUGAAUUAUUUGAGGUUUUAUCAACCCAUUAUCGUAAUAAUGGAAUAAUAUGUUUUGUGAGCCACCCAUGCUGUGAAAAUUAAGUAACAUCUUAUCCAUAGGUUACAUUUAAUGAUAUUACAUUGCAAUACAUUUAAAUUAUUAAUGACCACUGUUGCAAUAUAAAAAUACAACGCUUAAAGGUUUCCUUAGUGUAAGGGGGGUACUUUUGAAUUAGAUGAUCAAUGGAGCAUAGAGGUGUGAGAAAGGAAUCAUAUUAGGAUGUGAAACCAGCCAGAGUAUGGUACAAUGUAACUUCAUAGCACAAGCUAAUUGUAAGGUCCAUUGUGCUUUUUAGCAAGUCAGCUUGAUAUCCGCUAUUAUCAGAGCUGAGUUCUUCCUUGGUUUUGCUACAUAUUGCAAGAUAGAUACAUCUACCCUUGAAACACAAUGGUAGAGGUCAUACAUAGGGGUGAGAAAGAUGAUGAUGGGAGGAAGAUUAUGUGGGCAGGGGUCGCUCGCCCCUUGCCCUACAAGUAGGGCAUGCGCAGACUGUUGCCAUGAGGUAACGAUUAGGCGGUGUUUGGCUGCCAUUCAGGCAUCACCUUAUACUGCGUACUGGCCCUACGUAGUGUAAUGUGGAACUGAUAAAAAUGGGGUGUCAGAGCUGCUGAGCCGAGCGAUACUCAUCCUACCACCGAGACUGUGUUGCUCCGCGGGGACACCCGCUAAGCCUGGGCACCGACCAGCUGCUGCAGAUCCUGACAGCCCUGGCCUGUCUGUGUGGCACUUAAAUAUCAAGACACUGACAGAUGAUGUGUUGGAUAGAUUUGCCAGUAUAAGAAUUCCAAAAAGUAAAAAAGAAAGACCUCCUCUACCACAUAUGAAGCAGUCGCAUUCUACAGAUUGGUCAUCCACAUCUAUGGAUCCAGAGGAUUUUGCUCCAAAACCACUGUCGGAAAGAGAAAUCAUAGCACUGUUUGAAAAAAUGAUGGAAGAUAUGAAUUUAAAUGAAGACAAGAAGAUGCCAUUGAGAGAAAAGGAUUUUAAUACCAAAAAAGAAAUGGUGAUGCAAUAUAUUAGCACUGCUUCAAAGUCUGGAAGUCUCAAGAACAGUAGGAAGAUUUCACCCCAAGAGUUUAUUCAGGAUUUAAAAUCUGGGUCAACAGAUGAAAGACUAGUCACUUGCUUAGAGUCUCUCCGUGUGUCCUUGACUAGUAAUCCUGUCAGCUGGGUUGAAAACUUUGGCCGAGAAGGUCUAGGACUGCUAUUGGAUGUUUUGGAAAGAUUGGUUGAGAUAAAAAAUCAGGACAGAGUUGUGAAGAGGAGUCAGCAUAAGGUUAUACAGUGUUUGAGAGCCUUCAUGAAUAAUAAGUAUGGGUUGGAAAGAAUUUUGGGAGAAGAGAGGAGCCUUUUGUUGCUGACCAAAGCAAUUGAUCCCAAGCAAACUAACAUGAUGACGGAUAUAGUUAAACUCCUAUCUGCAAUGUGCAUUGUUGGAGAGGAAAACAUCCUUGAAAAAAUUUUGGAAGCUGUAACAGCAGCAGCAGAGGAAAGGAAUGUUGGCAGAUUCUCUCCUAUUGUAGAAGGUCUUCAGGAUAACUCAGUUCAGCUGCAAGUAGCUUGCAUGCAGCUCAUCAAUGCUCUCGUUACAUCUCCUGAUGACUUGGAUUUUAGGCUUCACAUCAGAAAUGAAUUUAUGCGCAGUGGAUUGAAAGAGAUAUUGCCACAACUGAAAUCUAUAAAGAAUGAAGCACUAGAUAUUCAGCUGAAAGUAUUCAAUGAGCAUAAGGAAGAAGACAUGAUCGAGUUCUCUCAUCGCUUAGAAGAUAUUAGAUCUGAACUAGAUGAAGUAAAUGAUGUUUACAACAUGGUGUGGAAUACAGUUAAGGACACUAGUGCUGAAGGAUAUUUUCUUUCUAUUCUCCAGCAUCUUUUGCUGAUAAGAAAUGAUUAUUUUAUCCGUCCACAGUAUUUCAAAUUAAUUGAAGAGUGUGUGUCACAGAUAGUGUUACACCGAAAUGGAACAGACCCAGACUUCACAUAUCGUAAAAGAUUAGAUAUAAAUAUCAGCCACUUACUAGAUGUUUGUGUAGAUAAAGCAAGAUUAGAAGAAUGUGAAGAGAGGGCUUCUGAACUUUCCAGAAAAUUUGAAAAAGAUUUUGUAGUUCACCAGGAGACCCAGGCCCUACUGCAAAAAAAAGAAGAAAGAAUCAAUGAACUUGAGACAGAAUUACAAGCUUUUAAAUCACAGUAUGGCUCUGUGCCACCUGGUUUUCUGCCAUCAACAUGUGGAGAUGCCUCUGUUGUUCCGCUGGAAGGUGCAGGACAACAUCAAUUUCCACCACCUCCUCCUCCACCACUGCCUUCUAAUGGAGUAAUUCCACCACCACCGCCACCCCCUCCUCCUCCACCACUUCUGAGUGGCUUGGGAGCUCCUCUGGCUUUUGGUGGUGCUCCUCCACCACCACCUCUACCAGGCCUGCCUGGAAUACAGUGGUCCCCGCCUUCCUGUGCUUUGCCGUUCGGAAUGAAGCCUAAAAAAGAAUUUAGACCUGAGGUUACCAUGAAAAGACUCAACUGGUCCAAGAUCAGGCCUCAGGAGAUGACAGAAUCCUGUUUUUGGGUUAAGGCAGAAGAGGACAAGUAUGAGAAUGCUGACAUGCUUUGCAAAUUGGAACUUACAUUUUCUUGUCAAAAAAGGGUAAAAAGAGAGGAGGAUGAUUUUGAAGAAAAGAAAUCCAUUAAGAAACGAAUCAAAGAAUUAAAGGUUUUGGACCCAAAGAUUGCGCAGAAUCUGUCAAUUUUCCUUGGAUCUUUCCGAGUGCCUUAUGAGGAAAUCAAAAUGAUGAUACUGGAAGUAGAUGAAACACAACUAUCAGAGUCCAUGAUUCAGAAUUUAAUAAAACACCUUCCUGAACAAGAACAAUUGAAUGCAUUGUCCAAGUUCAAGAGCGAGUAUAAAAAUUUGUCUGAGCCAGAGCAGUUCGGAGUUGUGAUGAGCAACGUGAAGAGACUACGGCCACGGCUCAGUGCUAUUCUUUUUAAGCUUCAGUUUGAGGAGCAGGUGAAUAACAUCAAACCUGACAUCAUGGCUGUCAGUGCUGCCUGUGAAGAGAUAAAGAAGAGUAAAAGCUUUAGCAAGCUGCUGGAACUAGUAUUGUUAAUGGGAAACUACAUGAAUGCAGGUUCUCGGAAUGCACAGACCUUCGGAUAUAAUCUCAGCUCCCUAUGUAAACUGAGAGACACAAAGUCGGCAGAUCAGAAAACAACGUUGCUACAUUUUCUCGUAGAAGUGUGUGAAGAAAGCUAUCAGGAUGUCCUGGAUUUUGUUGAGGAUUUUCAGCAUUUAGAUAAAGCUAGUAAAGUCUCAGCAGAAAACCUGGAGAAGAGCCUUAAGCAUAUGGAGAAGCAACUCCAACAGCUUGAGAAGGAUUUGCAGACUUUUCCAGUUCCUGAAGAUAAGCAUGAUAAGUUUAUAGCAAAAAUGUCAAGCUUUCUAGUUCAUGCCAAAGAAGAUUUUCAGAAACUUUCACGGAUGCAUGAGAACAUGGAAAAACUCUAUCAGAACGUGAUGAGAUAUUAUGCCAUUGAUCCGAAGAAAGUUUCGGUGGAGGAGUUUUUAACAGACUUAAACAACUUCAGGACCAUGUUCAUGCAAGCAGUAAAAGAAAAUAUGAGAAGAAGGGAAGCAGAAGAAAAACAGAGACGUGCUAAAAUAGCUAAGGAGAAGGCAGAAAAAGAAAAACAAGAGAGGCAACAAAAGAAAAAGCGCUUGUUAGAAAUGAAAACAGAAGGUGAGGAGACUGGAGUGAUGGAUAGCUUGUUGGAGGCCUUGCAAUCAGGUGCAGCUUUUCGAGACCGAAGGAAAAGGACACCAAGGUCUAAAGAUAUACCACAAAAUUUCAGCCCAACCACACAGCGACCUGUUCUGAAAGCUUGUAACCAUGAGAACCAGAAAGAACAACUAGAGAAGCCGUGUUCACACCACAGUAUCAGUUUAAACUUGACAAGAAGCCCAGUCACCAAAGAAGUUACAUAUGAUGUGGAAACAAGUUCCAAGGCAUGGAACAAGGCUGUUGGGAGAAAGGAAGACUGUCACGGAGAAGGCAACAAGGAAAAGAAAACAGAUCGUAUGGGAUCUCCUUUUCAGGGAGAAGCCAUUCCAGAAGUAGAAGCUCUCUUGGCAAGACUGCGAGCACUGUAGAAUACUCAUAUAAAAGAUUAAAUAAAAGCCUAUAAAUAAUAGUCUACAUCUUUAAAAAUACAGUAAUUUUCUAUUAUUGACAUUGCAUACUUCUGAGUUCCUAAAUUCUCUGUGGAUGAAUGAUCUACUUCUAAACUGUUUGCAAGACUGUACAAAACAAUACUAUAUUUUCGCAUAACUGCAAGAUGAUUUUUUAUUAUGUGUUUUUACAUAGCAAGCAUAUGAAAAGUAUCAGAAGUAAAACUAAAUUAUUUCAAGGUACAAUCCUUUUAGUGGACAGACUGCUGACCACCUGAUCUGAAUGCUUCUCAAAAUAGGAAUAUUUUAAAUAUUGUUAAAUCAUCACACCUGGGAAUAGGGUCAGUAAAUAACAGAAAAGGUGUUCUUAUAUUUUCUGCUAUAAUUCCUGUACUUAAGAGGUUUCAGCACCCUAAAUGUAUCGUUACAGUAUCCUUUACAAUUACAGUAAUAGCAAAAAUGUAUAGUAUAAAUCAGCCAUAUUCCAACUUGAGUUCAUCAAAGAGCACCAAAGCUUGCUGGAUAAUAUGUAUGUAUUUACCAAAUGGUAAUCCAUGGGUAGUAAACAAAAAAUCUAUGCAAAUAAUAUAUUUUUUGUGUGUUUAAUAUAUCACUGCUGUUAAGCUUAGUUAUGAUUAUUAAAUCAAAAUAAUAUAUACAAUUGCUGUGAUUGCAAGGUUUUGCAAUUCUCUCUGUAGUUGGGGAAAAUGUCUUCACAGUUAUCUACCAGUGUAAUAUUUUAUCUUUUCACAUGUGAGUUGAUAUGUUUCUAUAAAAGGAACAUGUAAUGGAAAAGAUUGGUUUUUCACAAACUCAUUUUCCAGUAGCCUGUUAAGUCUUAUUUGCUGGCACAAUAGGAGUCUUGCAUGUAAUUGCAUCUCUUUUAUCCCACUGUCAUUGUACAUUGUUGCGUGUCCGCAAUCAUAUUUAUUAAUUGCACAUCAUAAAGAGUUGCUACCUAUGUUACCAAAUAGGAAUCUACUAUUACUAUCUUUGCUCCAUUAUUUAAAGCUUCCUUAUUAUAAGAGUGUAUUAAGUAUCUAAUAUCUUUCUUUUAAAUUACUCUAUUUUUCUUUACAAAAUGCUGAAAAAUAUGUCUUUCAAUAAGAGUCAGUUACAUGAAACCAGUGUUUCAAUGCUCCAGUGCUUUUUAUAUCCUUAAGUUGCCUUUGUACUUCCUGCACUAAACAUUAAUAAAGUUAAUUAGAACUCGAAAACUGGGCCUGUUUAUACAUACUGCAUGGAGGACUUUUCAGCCAUCGUGGGAAUCAAUCUCAUGUUUCUGAGGCAGUUUUAACUGUCAUUGUACACUAAUUACAUUUCCUGCCUUAGCUGAAAAAAGAGAGGUAUAAACAGAAGUUGCAAAGAUUCAGAGAAGGCCUCAGCCAUUUCUCCAGCUCCCCUUGCAAACAAACAGUGGGCACAGCUGUCAUAGAGAGACACUUUUGAUAACUUGAAAUGUGUCUUUGGUGGAUAACAACUAAUAGUUGUUCCACUAAGGUCUUCUGUGCCUCCACUAUUAAGACUUACUACCCCUGUUUACAGGGUGCAGUAAAAAUGACUAUCUUCAAAGUGCAAUAUGAUUGACUAAAUAAAAAGAUCCUUCAAACACAGAGCAAAGGCAUGUGCAAGGGGAAGAAAAGUAAACCAUCUCUUCAGUUGCUGAGGACGUGCUAAAAUUAAAGGGCUAGGAGUAGAGGGCCAUCUCUGAAAUACUAGGAGGAUGACCUACCAAGUGCGGGCGGAAGUACAAAUUCAUUUUCAUAAACAUUAAACUUGUUCAUUUGAAUUACUGGGUGAUAGUCCACAAGAGAGAGUUGACAGUUCAGGACACUACUGUGAGUUGAUCAAGCAAAGAAAAGUUACAAAACUAUCUACUGAUUUUUUCAAUGAACAAAAUGCUACUAGCAGCCUAGCAUCUCCUGAUUUUAAAAUAAGUAUUUAUCUUUAAAAUUAUAGAACUUGAGCUACUUUUCUUUUACAGUUUGAGAAGCUUCUAGAAAUGUAUUCCAGGACUUCUAGUCCUUAUAGUCCUUGUGUUUCUGAAUUAAUCCUUUCAAGCAGCCAUCAAGUUAAUUUGCAGUUUCUUUUGUAUUACAAGGAGAACAAAAAGCUGUACAACUUCUGAGAAUCCAUGUAAAUACAGUAUCUAUUUUUUCCCCUUCUGUUCUUUGUACCACCAUAAUUUGAUCUACUCAGAGUUCAAGUACAUGGUCCAGUUGAAGUACACAGUAAGUUUUCUUUCAUCAUCUUUCUUUAAUUUCCCUUAGAUGCAAAGAAAUACACAGGACAUUUUUGGUAGGAAAAAAUGCUUGUAUUCCCUAAUGAGUUCAGGUAAAAAUGAGUUUGAAAGUAUCAUGACUGUA